Molecule: messenger RNA, 4300 nt
Organism: Toxorhynchites rutilus septentrionalis
Lineage: Eukaryota; Metazoa; Arthropoda; Insecta; Diptera; Culicidae
Gene: stumps
Exons: 9
Coding region: 711-4112 (1133 amino acids)
Cellular component (GO): cytosol
Molecular function (GO): transmembrane receptor protein tyrosine kinase adaptor activity; fibroblast growth factor receptor binding
Source: RefSeq, a predicted model, not a curated record
AAAAACCAUAUACUUCAGUCCCGCGUUCACCCGUUUCAUGGAAAUAAUCCCUCGCAGAGUACAAUAUGUAUAAUCGAAGUUUGAAAACAUAUAUAAGCGUAGUUUUGUACGCUUGAAUACUAAACAAUGUGAGUGAAAUUCAGUGAAACUUAUUUCACUCAACAUGAAUUAGCUGCAAUAUCUUUCGUUUAAUCUCCGUUUGUUUGUUUGAAUCUCUGAAGAGUGCGAGAGUGAACACAUCGCUGAAGAAGAAGAGAACAUCAAAACAUAGAAAUCUGUGUGCGUUAUUGUAUGUGAAUACGAUAAUUCUUUGUCGUGCGGGCUAAAAGUCGAGAGACAAUUCAAAAACAGUAGAGUGUGGAUAGUGAAAUAUGCAGCACAUUGUGACGUCUUCUUCGGAACACUGAUCGUGCUCGAGUGCAUGUUGGAUGAAUUAAACUCAUUUGUGGAGUAUUAGAGUGUGACGCUGGUUAACCGUAUUCAUGCGGGAUAAGAUGUUAAUAUUGUCUUAUUAUAUAAAUUGCACAUAAUCAAAUAGAUUGUGGAAUAGUAAAAGUGAAAAGUGAAUCAAUCUGUUCUGUUGUGAUUACAAGCUUGGGAAAUGUUCUAAGAUAUCGCAAAUAAACUGUAACUGUGGAUGAUUCUGUGUAAUGAGUUAAAAAUAAAAAGAUCUCGGAUCAAAUCAGAACGAUACGACUACUAACAUAGCUAUGGAUAAGCUCGUGCUUUCAGAUAAUCCGAACUAUUUCGAUGAGGAAGCUGCUAACAGAAGGUGCGAACCUAACAGUCGAAGUUUCUUUCUGUUCAAGAAGCGCAAUUCGAGCAGCAAGGUGACAACAUCGAAGUCUAAUACAAAAGUCAGUGAAGAUGUACCAGAUUCCAAAUGUGACGAGCGCGUGAAAGGUAUUCCACGUUCACGUAGUAAAAGCACAUCGACAGCUGUGAAACCAACCGGCACCAGAAAAAAACAAUUUAUCACCGAUCAUCAAAACUGUAUAAUAGCUGGGUCCCCAGAAAGUAUGGACUCGAUUACAGAAAAUAGCGAAAAUAACGAUGUCUUUUACUCCAAUUUCACUUACAGUAAAGAUAGCAGAAAUUCACAUCGUGAGAACAUAGACGAUAAAUCUAGUCAAGAGUAUGGAGGAGAGCAAAGAAGGCAUUCAAUUGGAACAUUCAUGGGAAAAGAACAUUCGCGGACUGAUUCUGUUUCCGAUGAGGUUCCAAAAAUGCAGGCACCCAAAGCUCCAACUAACGUCGCAGGCAAAGGUUCGUCGGCUAUGGAUGACAUCUUAUUUGUUUCGGUUCGCCAUAACGAGAUGGUUACUGUGUGGGUGAACCAUUUGAAAACAUGUUUCGAUAAAAUCACGAAACAGCGUGGGAGGUUACCCUUCAACUUUUUGCAUCUCAAAAUAGACGAGGAUCAAAUAACGACAGAUCUAAUACAACGCUGCCAUUCUACGAAACUGCAAAUUGUGAUCGUCUGUCCAAUUCUUCUCUCGUUGUCGGCACAAUUUCUUCUGUCUAGCCUUGGGUCAAUACUAAAACCAGAGCGCGUUUUAGGUAUGCUUUUAGACGUAACCGAAACACGCGUUUGGGAAAUUCAUAAGAGCACGUUCCCGGCCUUUUCUAAAUGGCGCACGUGCGUGGUUGGAGAUCACGAACAGUCAUUCGUGAGCGAAUUGCUAGGAAUUGCUACAGAUAUUCUUGGACGUGCUCUACGACAACAGCCGCUUUCAGACGCUAUAACGACGAGCAAAAUUGUCUCCACAGCUUCUUCGCAUACUCAACAUGAUGCGUUCACAUUAUUUCCGAGAAAAGUGAAAGUUGGCCAAAACAAGAUAAUAGCGAUUCUAGUCGAACCUUUAAUGAAAGACGAUUGGAUGAAAAUUAAAAUUGAAAAAUCCAGUGAAAUCAUAGAAAUAACUAACAUCAAACGACGGAAUCCUUAUACGAUACAGUUCAGCAUACCAGAGUGCUGCAUGGAAGUUUCUAUGAUGAUCAAUGUACGAUUGGAGAAAAAUGAUGUGGAUCUAGGCUGCCGUCCGCUGAAGUGUGAAAGUCGGCUGCGUGAACUUGAGCAAAUACUGAAGGCACAGGAUGCUCCUAUGGAAUUUUUGUGUCAGUCGCUUGGUAUAGCCAGUGCAGAUCGAGAUAAACUGGACACAUAUUUGCUGCAGUCGUUUCAAAAAAAUAUGCCACCCAACUUCCAUCUGUUGAAUUACGAGGAUGCCAUCAAUCCAAAAACGCGAAGAGAAGCUAAUCCCGAGGAAUAUCCAACAAUGAUGCAUUUUGCUGCAAAUUGGGGCCUUGAAAGACUGUGCGUUCAAUUGAUGGAUUGUCCAGGAGGCGAUGUUGCAUGCGAGAUCAGGAAUAUUUCGGGCCGAACUCCAGCCGAUUUGGCCGAAAUCGGAGGUCACUUUAGUCUCGCAAACAGCUUUAAAAAUUUCAUGCAAAUGCACGAAUUCACUACAAUGUAUCACUAUUUCAAAGGAAUUAGCGAAGCAUCGAAUAAAAUAGUUAUAGAGCCCAAAUCCUCAUCAAACUCAAGAACCAAAAGAGACACAGAGGUAAAUGUGACCAUGCCAUCGUCGCGUAUAGACGGAACAUUACGCCGUCAUCAUCAAAUUGAAGGAUACAUGGAAAUGAAUGCCACUGGAAAUAAUAUUGAACCUAGUCAAAAUGAUUCUUCAAAUACUGUUUCCAAUUUGAAUUAUUUGAACUUGGAUUGUUCGGAAGGCCAAGAAGAAUUUAUAAUGGAUCAAGCCAAGUUUGCUAGAAAAAAUGAAGAAAUAACCAACAAUCUCAAUUUUAAACAGGAUAGCCGUGAAAUGCAAAAUAAUAUGUUGUCAAAUGAACUCAAAUUUACAGAGCUGGAAUAUUUCGAAUCCAACGACAUAAAUAAGAGCGAUGCUUUCAGCCAGGAAUGCUCGAAUGUAUUAGAAAACUGCAAUAUAGUAGACAAUAACGAUUUUGAUUAUAUGGUGCAACCAUCGAACGUUCCGGUGAGGACUUUCGAAACUGGAGGAGAUUAUCUGAUACAACCAUCCAAUAUUCCUAUAUUCCAUGGUCAUACUAAACUUGAUUCCACCGCUGGACACCAAUCUUUGCAAUUCAAGAAGCAGACGAAUGUUGAAGACAAUGAGGAAAAAGAGAUUUCACACAUAAGAGUGAGUUUUCAUAAAAAAGAUCGCGAAUCCGAGUCAAAGACGAAAACUAGCACUUUAAAAAGACAGAAAAGUAACACCUCUGAGAAGUCAGUUGAUGAUGAGUUGUUGGAAAUUAUCACUGACUUUAAAAAUAAUGUGUUCACAAUUCAGGAAGUAGAACAACUGGUUGCUUCCUGGAAAUCUCGAAACGAUGUCCAGAAAAGUUUCAGAGAGAAACAGAUGCAAUUACAAACAAUGCGUGAAGAAUAUGAUCGUAUCCAGCAACAAAUGAACGAUAAACUUAAAAGGCCGUCGCCAUUUGAGAGGAUGAGAAAAAUGUUUUCCAGAAACAGAAGUUUAUCUGAUAAGAAAAAUGAUUCUUGUGCAACCGAAUCAUCGGAUCUCUGUGACGAUAUUAAAUUCUCUAUGUUAGUUCCAACAUCACAAUCCCACCGACCCAUAAGUUCAGGAAGUCUUCAGAGUGUUUCCAGCGGAUCGUCCGGACGUAUUAGCACAUUCAGCGGAACAAGUAUUGGUGAUAGCGGUACACAUUCUGAUUCCGAAGACCGGAAGUUUGGGUUAAUAAACAGUAUCAAUGAAAAAGAACGCUGCCAAAAUGAUGUCAUGGAAAAUUACAUGAUUCCACCUGCCCCCAGACCAGUUGACGAAAAUAUUCGCCCAUGCACUUCGUCGAUGAAUGCUGAUGAGCACUAUACAAUUUUUCCUUCAAAUCUACCAGUAUUACAAGGAAACUCGAAUGAUUUCAUUAAAACCUCUAGUGUGCUUAAACCAAUUGAUGAAGCCAAAGAAACUGACGCACUCAUACAGCACAUAACAGUACAACUACCGGUCCAAAGCAAUUCAUAUACCGAGUUGAACUUCGAUUGGUUCUCAACAACCUCAUUCAAGAGCAACGUAGAAAAAUCUAGCACAAAAAAUAACGACAAUAAAACUUUGGACGGGUAACUACAUCCAGAAGCAUAUGGAAGUCUGGAUAGCUCUGCUUUAAUCCAAAAUGUUGAGGCAAUAUUACCUGUGCAUAUAAUAAUUCCAAUUUUUUUUUAUUAUUGUAAUAGUCGAUAAGGUCAAAUCCGUAGAACUACGAUUGCUAUUUACAAUCCACUGAAAUAAAUUUUAUACAUCGAAACUCACAA